UGUUUAGUGCAGUAAAUUGCCCGAAAACUGAACUUGGAGGAAUAAGUGCCCCACAAAACAUGGAGAAAAUAAACCUCAACCUUUCUACUCGUCCUAAAGCGAGUAUUUUAGAUAAGCCAUUAAGUCGUGGUAAAGGUGAAGUUUCAUUGAGUUGUUACGCCCUUCUGUUUUCCGAGCUUGUGCAGUAUGCGCAGAGCCGUGCCAGUACAAUUCCGGAUUUACAAAACAAACUGCACGAUAUGGGCAAGGAUGUAGGAAGUCGUAUUAUUGAUCUAUAUUUCGUCCGUGAGCGAAACUCGAAGCGGGAAACGAAGCUGAUUAAUAUGCUGUUGUUUAUCAAAACCACCCUCUGGAAGACUUUAUUCGGCAAGGAAGCUGAUAAACUGGAGCAUGCCACCGACGAUGAAUGUACGUACUACAUCAUAGAAAAAGAACCAUUGGUCAAUAAGUUUAUUAGUGUUCCCAAGGAUAAGGGGUCUCUAAACUGUGGUACAUUUGUCGCUGGCAUUGUACAAGGUGUACUAUCCAAUUGUGGUUUUACUUGCAACGUCACUGCUCAUUGGCAUAAAGGAACUACAUACAUGGUCAAGUUCGAGGAGCAUGUUAUUAGCAGAGAUAAACAAUUAGAAGAAAAAUGAACAUCGAUAAUGUUGCCGAAGCAGGAUAUUAACGAUAUUUACUUGAUACCUAUAAACAGUUUCCUUUUCCUAGUAUAUCAUUUGAAAUAUAAGUUAGAUGGAGUUAUAUGAUA
Anopheles coustani is the source of this 751-nucleotide messenger RNA. It is a transcript of the gene Trs31, whose product is annotated as trafficking protein particle complex subunit 5. NCBI's taxonomy places the organism in Eukaryota, Metazoa, Arthropoda, Insecta, Diptera, Culicidae. Gene Ontology annotation, cellular component: TRAPPII protein complex; TRAPPI protein complex; TRAPPIII protein complex. The transcript has 4 exons. Gene Ontology annotation, biological process: endoplasmic reticulum to Golgi vesicle-mediated transport. The coding region runs from base 60 to 638 and encodes 192 amino acids. The record is from RefSeq and is a predicted model, not a curated record.